Puma concolor (puma) is the source of this 1356-nucleotide messenger RNA. It is a transcript of the gene CASP2, whose product is annotated as caspase 2. Gene Ontology annotation, biological process: regulation of apoptotic process; proteolysis. Gene Ontology annotation, molecular function: cysteine-type endopeptidase activity. Lineage: Eukaryota; Metazoa; Chordata; Mammalia; Carnivora; Felidae. The record is from RefSeq and is a predicted model, not a curated record.
AUGGCGGCGCCGAGCGCGGCCUCUCGGCCCUGUCUGCACCGAAAGGAGGUAAUGGCCGCUGACAGAGGGCGCAGGAUACUGGGAGUGUGUGGCAUGCAUCCUGACCAUCAGGAAGCACUAAAAAAGAACCGAGUGGUACUGGCCAAACAACUUUUGCUGAGUGAACUGUUAGAACACCUCCUAGAGAAGGACAUCAUCACCUUGGAAAUGAGGGAGCACAUUCAGGCCAAAGUGGGCAGUUUCAGCCAAAAUGUGGAACUUCUCAACUUGCUGCCCAAGAGGGGUCCCCAGGCUUUUAAUGCCUUCUGUGUGGCCCUGAGGGAGACCAAGCAGGGUCAUCUGGAGGAUCUGUUGCUCACUACCCUCUCUGAUCUUCAGCAUGCAAUCCCACCGUUGAGCUGUGACAACGACUGGAGUCUCCCCUUCCCAAUGUGUGAGUCCUGUCCCCCUCACAAGCAACUCCGCCUGUCUCCAGAUGCUGUGGAACACUCCCUAGACAAUGGAGAUGGUCCUCCCUGCCUUCAGGUGAAGCCUUGCACUCCCGAGUUUUAUCAAACACACUACCAGCUGGCCUAUAGGUUGCAGUCUCGGCCUCGUGGCCUGGCCUUGGUGCUGAGCAAUGUACACUUCACUGGAGAGAAAGACCUGGAAUUUCGCUCUGGAGGGGAUGUGGACCACAGCACUCUUGUCACCCUUUUCAAGCUCUUAGGCUACAAAGUCCAUGUUCUACUUGACCAGACUGCACAGGAAAUGCAAGAGAAACUUCAGAAUUUUGCCCAGUUACCUGCCCACCGUGUCACUGACUCCUGCAUAGUGGCGCUCCUCUCUCAUGGCGUGGAGGGAGGCAUCUACGGUGUGGAUGGCAAACUGCUUCAGCUUCAAGAGGUUUUUCGGCUCUUUGACAACGCUAGUUGCCCAAACCUACAGAACAAGCCGAAAAUGUUCUUCAUCCAGGCCUGCCGUGGAGAUGAAACAGAUCGUGGGGUUGACCAGCAAGACGGAAAGAACCGCGCGGGGUCCUCCGAGUGCGAGGAGAGCGAUGACAGCAAGGAGUUGCUGAAGACCCGACUGCCCACGCGCUCGGACAUGAUCUGCGGCUAUGCCUGCCUCAGAGGCACUGCUGCCAUGCGGAACACCAAGCGGGGCUCCUGGUACAUUGAGGCCCUCACUCAAGUGUUCUCUGAGAGGGCUUGUGACACGCACGUGGCCGACAUGCUUGUUACGGUGAACGCACUUAUCAAGGAGCGUGAAGGCUAUGCCCCCGGCACAGAGUUCCACCGGUGCAAGGAGAUGUCUGAGUACUGUAGCACCCUGUGCCGGCACCUCUACCUGUUCCCAGGACACCCUCCCACGUGA